AUGGAGCCUGUGCCGCUGCAGGACUUUGCGAGCAGCCUGGACCCCGCCUCCCUUCCGCGCGUGCUGCGGGUCUGCUCCGGAGUCUACUUCGAGGGUUCCGUCUAUGAGCUCUUUGGGAAUGAAUGUUGCCUCUCCACGGGGGACCUAAUCAAGGUCACCCAUGUCCACCUCGAGAAGGUUGUGUGUGAGAACCCAGAGACGGGUCAGACGUUGGAGCUCAACCCCAAUUUCACAGGCCUCUUCAGCACACUCACCAGCCUGCAGAGCUACAGAACCCUGGAGGAUCUCGUCUCCGCCAUGCCCCAGAACUCCACACAGUGUCCCAUUUACUUCAAGUCAACUCAAAGAAUUGUCACGGAGGCCAGGGUGGUGCCUGAGGAUCAGCCCCUCAGACUUGAGGCCGUGGAAGUACACCACGGGACCCGCUAUGCACGCUGUGUGCAGGCCUCACAGACCCAGGAGAUCAUCCUUCAUCUGCCCCUUUCCCAGAAGGGACCCUUCUGGAGAUGCAAGCCCAGUGCUCCACAAACCCUGCUCCAAGUCCUGCAGGACCCAGCUAUGAAGGGCCUUAGGCUCACCUGCCCCAGCCUCCCCUGGGCCUCUGUGAUACUAAAGCCCCAGUACCAGCUCCAGGCCAUCAUGCACAUGCGCAGCAGCAUCGUCAAGAUCCCGUCUACUCUGGAGGUGGAGGUAGAAGAUGUCACAGCCUCUUCCCAGCACGUCCACUUCUUCAAACCAUUGCGGCUGAGCGAGUUGCUGGCCCGGGGAGGCCCCUUCCCUCUGUCCACGGAGAUCCUGGAGGUUCCUGAUGGUCCACCCAUCUUCCUCAGCCCGUGGAUGAGCUUCCUACGCAAAGGCCAGAGGCUUUGCAUCUAUGGUCCAGCCUCAUCACCCUGGCGGGUUGUGGCCUCAAGCAAGAGCCGAAAAGUUCCCAGAUACUUCUUGCUCUCCGGAGCCUACCAGGGCAAGCUCAAACGGAGGCCAAGGGAGUUCCCCACGGCCUAUGACCUUUUGGGCGCUCUCCAGCCAGGCCGGCCCCUCCGGGUGGUGGCCACAAAAGACUGUGAUGGGAACGAAGAGGAGAAUCCUGAGUUUUCUUUCUUGGCUGUGGGUGAUCGGCUGGAGGUGUUGAGGUCCGGCCAGGUCUGUGGGGCCCAAGGGCAGGACAUAGAUGUCUUGAUAUGUCAGCGGCUGAAUGAGCAGUCUGGGGAGGAGGAGGAGGAGGAAGAGGAGGAAGAGGAGGAGGUAGAGGACAAAGAACAGGUUCUGCUACCCCUCUACCUCUCUGGUAGCUUUGUGGAGGAGGUAAAUGACAGCCGACGCUAUAGCCUAGCAGAUCUCACCUCCCAGUAUACCCUGCCCUGUGAGGUCAAGGUGGUGGCCAAAGAUUCCCAUCACCCCACUGACCCUCUGACCUCCUUCCCUGGCUUGCGCCUGGAGGAGAAGCUCACAGAGCCCUUUUUGGUGGUAAGCCUGGACUCCCAGCCGGAAAUGUGCUUCGAGAUCCCUCCCAGGUGGCUGGAUCUGACUGUGGUGGAGAUUGAGGGACAGCCAGGCCAGGUGGCUGGGCCGCUGUCUGUCCCUACGGUGGAGGAACUGUCAGAAGCAUUUUACUACGGCCUCCGGAAGCUGCCAGUCUCUGGGAACCAAGCUCCCCCGCCCAGGCCCCCGAAGAAGCAGCAGAACACACAGCGCUGUAAGGAGGGUGGCGUAAAGGCUCGAGCUGUAGAACCGAAGCCAUCCUGCCCACAGCUUGAACGCAAGGCGAAGACCUUGGAAGCCUUCCCCGUGAACAAGUCAAGUGUGUACAGCAAGAUUUCUGACAAGAAAGACCGCAAAUCCAAUCCCCAAGCAAAGAAUUCAGUGCUGAGUAUGAAACCCAAAUCCUCGAGCUCGCUGGGCAAGUACUCCACCGCUGAGUCACAUCUCCCGCCUGACCCAGAUAUAGAUGACCACGACUAUGAAGAAAUUUGAGCACUUUCAGAAAAACAUCAUCUAGGUGCUGGGGGAAAGCCACACUU
Molecule: messenger RNA, 2021 nt
Organism: Rattus rattus (black rat)
Lineage: Eukaryota; Metazoa; Chordata; Mammalia; Rodentia; Muridae
Gene: Themis2
Product: thymocyte selection associated family member 2
Exons: 6
Coding region: 1-1974 (657 amino acids)
Biological process (GO): T cell receptor signaling pathway
Source: RefSeq, a predicted model, not a curated record